AGUAACAAUUGAAACCCACAUCCAGGCAUUAAAACAUUCGGCAGCACAAAAUGUCAACAUCGUCCGAAAGAGUGGAAUGGGUGGAAAUCAUCGAGCCCCGAACGAAGGAACAUAUGUACGCCAAUUUGACCACAGGUGAAUGUGUGUGGGAUCCUCCUGAGGGUGUUACUAUCAAGCGCACAGAUGCAUCGCAGUGGUGGGAGCUGUUCGACACAAAUACCUGUCGCUUUUACUACUACAAUGUUGCCUCACAGAAAACCGUUUGGCAUCGGCCGCAGAACUGUGAUAUUAUCCCACUGGCCAAGCUUCAAACGCUGAAACAAAACACCGAUCCAAGCGAUCGGAAAGAUGCGACACUUCCGCACCAUCACCAUCAUCACCACCAUCAUGGCACGAGCGGCAGUGGUAGCAGUACCGGAGGACUCGGUGGUCUUGGAGCACUCGGCGGUGCAUCGAAGUUGGGCGGCAGUGGUACGGUAGGAAAAUCUUGCGGUCAUCGAACGGCAACGGGCGUUACGGAUUAUCGUGACAGAGACCAUCACCAUCGUAGCUCUAGUUCCGGGCACCGGCGGGCAGGUGGUGGCGGAUUAGAUCAACGCAGCAAUAGUGAACUUCUGGCCAGUCCGCAAGGCAGACACAGUCUGCAGCAUAGAUUGCCACCGAAAAUCUUAACCUCUCCGUUGGCUGAUGGUAACAGCAGCCACUCUUCGAUCAGUCGACUGGAUUCGCACAAAUUUUGCAGACACGGACAGCACCAGUCGAGUGGAGGUACUGCUAGUGGUGGCGGUCUGGGAACCGCUGGCAUCGCAGUACCAUCGUCUGGAUCGGUUCGUGGUAGCCAGCGAUAUCCAGCCAGCUAUCAGCAUGGCCAUCUUCAUGCGUCACAACAACAGCACCAGCAGCACCACAAUCAACGGCUCCACCAUCACCAUCAUCCCGAAAAUUCGCUCAAAUCAGACGGAAGUUUAUCCAGUAGCUACCGGCGACUGCACGGUGGCGUUACCGGCAGUUUACAUGACCCCGGGAGCAGUUCGCUUCGGUACGGAAGUGGUUCCAGUGGUUAUGCUACGAAUGGCCAUAGCAGCGGUGGCGGCAGUGGUACGGGUAGUAGAAAACACAAUCCUGACAGUAGUAGCGGCUAUCGUAUGCUACAGGAAAGCUCCAGUUCUCACAACAUUCCCCAUUCGGUCGUCGUCCCUUCGCCUUCCGCAUCAGCAGCGGCAGUGAGUAGUAGUGAAAAGCUAGCCCUCGGAUCAUUACAUCAUUCGUCCGCAUUGCCACCACCGCACCAGAUGCUAUCGUACUCGAUCUCCAAUUCGUCGGAUCUCGCGGCUGGCAGCCUUUCGUCACCGUCACACUCGUUGAGCACGCCGCAGUUCAAAAAGAAGUUCAUGCAUGACGGUGGUGGUGUGGGAGGUUCCUCAUCCAAAUCGUCCUCGAAGGACGGCAAUCUUGUCGGCGGCGGGAUGGUAUCCAAGCAUGAAAGCUUCGAUUACGGUGGCAAUCCGAGUGCAUCAUCAAUUUCACUUACAAGAUCGGGUAGUUUUCUAUCGUCUGCGGGAAUAACUAGUGGCGUCGGUGGAGCUAUUGGCACUCCUAUCUCUUCGCGACCGUACGGGCCAUCUGGAAGCGGAGGAAGUCACCAUUCUUCUAGCGGUUCUCACAGAAAGGGUAGCUUUGAUGGGAACGGUGGAAGUGGCAGUGCUGGUGCGGGUACUGGAGGCAGUGUCGGUGGUGGAGGAGGAGCAUCAGGAGGCGGUGGUGGUGGUGGUGGAGGAGGAGGAAGUGAUGACUCGAUGCAUGAAAAAUAUUUUAAAUCGGUGGAAAAUACACCCAUCACGCGAAGGCGUCACACAACGUCCUCUAAAUCGCCCUUGCAGCAACAAAAGCAAUCAAGCGAUUCUAGUCCCCAAAGUCCCAUUAGUCCACAGCAGCAGCAGCAGCAGCAGCAGCAAGGCAAAGUGCAACGGCCGUCAGCAUUGUCGGUGGAGUUAUCUUCCGGUAGCAGUUACCAAAACAACGGCAGCAACAAAUCUAGUCAUAAAAAUAGCAAUACCAAUAGUAGCAACACCACAGGUGAUCAUCAUCCCAGCGAGCUGCUGUACAUUGCCGAUGCUGCGGCAAGCAAGACGGACAAGUAUCUUGACAAAAUGAAACAUGAUCGUGGCGCUGGCAAAAUAUCGCCCGGUGCGGUGUCCAUGGGCGGUAAACAAUCACCCUAUCCGCCGAACAUUCCGGCAUCCUCAUCCUCUAGUCAUCCGAUGGAUCUAACAGGUGGCGGUGGGAGUAGCAGCACUGCCAAAGGCAGUGGAGGUAAGGAUCAGUUUUCGUUGAACCUGAACCAAUCCAACCUCGACCGUCACAAUCGGGCACAUGAUCAGCAGCAACAAACGUUAGAGAAAAAGUCAUCAGGAUCGACGCAUACUGUCGCCUCGAAUAAUUCAUCCACGCACAACGCGAAACAUGGAAAGAGGACUAAAAAUUAUAACAAUCACAACAAUACCGCCAGUGGUACCGGGUUCGAUUUCGAUUACGACAACGGCAAUACCUCGCCUUUGUACUGUAACUGGGAUAAAGAAAUGCAGGAACAUUUGCUCCCAUUGCAACACUAUAUUCUAGAACAAGCGAAACUGUCCGGCUCGUACGGACUGGGUGAUCUGGACUCGGAUUCAUUUCACUCCGAUAGUCAAUCAGAGCAUUCAUUUUCCGGUCACGAACCGGACAAUGAAGACUCUGAUCAUUCGGACGGACACGGUGACUAUUUGGCGCAUUAUCCUUACGAAGAGUAUGGCGCCCGGCAUGCGCAGGAUGGCGGUGUUUCGUACUAUAACUUUGAGUUCAAUUUUGGUGAUCGAGAUGAAAAAGAAGACAUAUCCGAAGAGGUUACGGCAAAAUUGGAGAGCAUGCCGGAUCAAAUAUACAGCCCGGUAAAAAAUCAUCCUCCACUGCACAAAUUUCCUUCGCCUGCAUUCCAGGGAGGCAGGCCAGGCCUAGACCCGUCCGGUUUGCUGUCGGAUGCCGUUGACCGUGGCCCUCCCACAGUACCAAUGGGCAGUGGUAAUGGUACAUUUGGCUCGAAAACGUCUUACCUGCAACAGAUGGCUGCGGCCGCUGGUCAACAUCAACAGCAGCAGCAGCUGAGUGGAGGAAUGCAGCCACAACCUCAGCAGCAACAACCACCGCACAAACUCAACAAAGCUACAUUGUUGCAACGAUUCCAGGAAAAUCUAACACUCGGUGUAACUGCACCCGGUGCAGGCAGUAAUGGAAAAAUAGCAGAAAUGGCACUGCUAAAAGAAUGUGACAUCGAGAAAUUUGCGCAGGAUAAUCUCAACCUACACUCGAAGGGCAUAUUUCGCAAAAAAUCUUCUGUACGAGACAUGCUCAGUUGGACGUCAAACGCGAUAAGCCGCCCGAUGCUAUCACUCGCACGAGACAAGGCAGGCAAAAAGAUGGCAACGGAUCUGUUUAAAUUGGUUCAGAUAUACAUGGGUGAUCGAAAGGCGCGCAUUGGCAUGAGCCUGAAUUCGGUCGCGAUAGACAUUGUGACGAUGGCGAUGGGUCAGGCACAGCUGCGGGACGAGCUGUAUAUUCAGAUGUGCCGCCAGACGACAGAGAAUCCGAGUCGGGAUUCGCUGAUUCGGGGUUGGGAACUGAUGGCAAUUUGUCUGUCGUUUGUACCACCGUCGCCUACCUUCCAGCCGGCUUUGCUGGGUUACAUCAAUCGCCAUCGCGAUCCAUCGUUUGCGACUAGCUUCCCAGAGGUUGGUAAAUGGCCAAUUCAUGUGCAAAUUUCUCACUAUGCUACGAUAGCGUGCCGGCGGUUGGAUCGGAUUGGAAGCUCUGGUAGAAAGCAAGCAAAACGACCGACCGAGGAUGAAAUCAACCAGGCGCGGGAGCAAAUAUUCCGCGACAGUAUGUUCGGCAAUACGCUUAGCGAAGUGAUGGAAUUGCAGAAAGAGCGAUUCCCGGAUCGUCAGCUUCCCUGGAUACAGACAACGCUUUCCGAACAAGUGUUACUGUUGAACGGCAAACAAACUGAAGGCAUUUUCCGAGUACCGGCCGAUGUUGACGAAGUUAAUAUGCUGAAGAAUCUUAUUGAUCGCUGGGAGUUUCCAGAAAACAAGGGAACGAUGGAUGCUCACGCUCCUGCUAGUUUGCUAAAGCUAUGGUAUCGCGAGCUGUACGAUCCGUUGAUUCCGGAUGAGCUUUAUGAUGAUUGUGUCCAAACAGAAGACCCCGCUGAGGCGGCCGCUAUUGUAGAAAAGUUACCAAAAAUCAAUAGAUUGGUUCUCACUUAUUUGAUACAUUUUUUGCAACAAUUUUCCUUGCCGGACGUUGUUGCUAACACCAAGAUGGAUUCAUCUAACCUGGCGAUGGUAUUUGCGCCCAAUUUGCUACGCUGCCAGUCACAAGAUCCAAAAGUAAUUUUAGAAAAUGCCCGUAAAGAGAUGACAUUUAUGCGCACCCUGAUACAGCAUAUGGACACGUCCAGUGUGACGUAUUUGGUGUAAAAGGGAA
Anopheles maculipalpis is the source of this 4521-nucleotide messenger RNA. It is a transcript of the gene RhoGAP93B, whose product is annotated as hornerin. Gene Ontology annotation, molecular function: protein binding; GTPase activator activity. Gene Ontology annotation, biological process: signal transduction. NCBI's taxonomy places the organism in Eukaryota, Metazoa, Arthropoda, Insecta, Diptera, Culicidae. The coding region runs from base 51 to 4514 and encodes 1487 amino acids. The record is from RefSeq and is a predicted model, not a curated record. Gene Ontology annotation, cellular component: cytoskeleton; cytoplasm. The transcript is spliced from 11 exons.